CUGUAUAGCAAGUCCUCGCUGGUCCUGGGCUUCGCGCGGCUUUUCGCAACUCUCGGACACGGGAGAGGCCGCUGGACUCGGCGCUCCGGCGCUAAACUUCUUGCGUAGCUGGGUGAAGCGAGGUGGGGCGGUGAGCCGGGUCCCAUUAUGGCAGCGAAUGUGAGUGCCUCCGGGGCCGCCGGGCCCCACCCAGACUUCCCUCCUUCCCGAAGGGCUGCUCAGUAUUCCAGUACAAGUAACAGGAGAGAACAUGUCAAAAUUACAACAGCUCCCCAGCCAGGCUUCCUGGAGAGGCUGAGUGAGACCUCGGGUGGGAUGUUUGUGGGAUUCAUGACCUUCCUACUCUCCUUCUACUUAAUUUUCAUCAAUGAGGGUCGCGCAUUGAAGACAGCAACCUCCCUGGCUGAGGGGCUGUCACUUGUGGUGUCCCCCGACAGCAUCCACAGCGUGGCUCCAGAGAACGAAGGGAGGCUGGUACACAUCAUUGGGGCCCUGCGGACAUCCAAGCUCCUGUCUGAUCCAAACUAUGGAGUCCACCUUCCAGCUGUGAAGCUGCGGCGGCAUGUGGAGAUGUACCAGUGGGUGGAGACCGAGGAGUCCAGGGAGUACACCGAGGACGGGCAGGUGAAGACAGAGAGGAGGUACUCCUACAACACUGAGUGGAGGUCGGAAAUCAUCAACAGCAGGAACUUUGACCGUGAGAUUGGCCACAAAAACCCCAGUGCCAUGGCAGUGGAGUCAUUCACAGCAACAGCCCCCUUCGUCCAAAUUGGGAGAUUUUUCCUUUCAGCAGGCCUCAUUGACAAAGUUGACAACUUCAAGCCAUUAAGCCUGUCCAAGCUGGAGGACCCGCAUGUGGACAUAAUUCGCCGGGGAGACUAUUUCUACCACAGUGAAAACCCCAAGUAUCCCGAGGUCGGAGAUCUGCGCAUCUCCUUUUCCUACGCAGGGCUGAGUGGCGAUGACCCUGACCUGGGCCCAGCUCACGUGGUCACUGUGAUUGCCCGACAGCGGGGUGACCAGCUCGUCCCAUACUCCACCAAGUCCGGGGACACUCUGCUUCUCCUGCACCACGGGGACUUCUCUGCAGAGGAGGUGUUCCAUAGAGAACAAAAGAGCAACUCCCUGAAGACGUGGGGCCUGCGGGCCGCCGGCUGGAUGGCCAUGUUUAUGGGCCUCAACCUCAUGACGCGGAUCCUCUACACCUUGGUGGACUGGUUCCCCAUCUUCCGAGACCUGGUCAACAUUGGCCUAAAAGCCUUUGCCUUCUGCGUGGCCACCUCGCUGACCUUGCUGACCGUGGCUGCAGGCUGGCUCUGCUACCGGCCCUGGUGGGCCCUCUUCAUCGGCGGCCUAGCCCUGGUGCCCAUCCUCAUUGCUCGGACACGGGUGCCAGCCAAAAAGCUGGAGUGAAGCAGUUCCUCGCACCUGCCAGACCCCCAAGCGAGCUUUAGGACCCAGCUCGCUCCCACUUCUGCUAGAGCAUGAGUCCUCUUCAGGUCUGGAUCCUGCCCCAACUCUGCUCUUCAGCGGGCCAGACCUGGCGGCGUGCAUGCACGUCAGGUUUGGUGUCGGUGUCAGCAGUUCGCGUCUUUCCACCCCUCUUCUUGCCAAUGAGUAGCUUUGGGGAGAAAGUGGCAGCUUGACAAGCAUUCUGCUUGUUUCUUUCCCAGCUCUUGGGACUGUGUGACUGCUUCGUGUGCUUCAGGUAGUUGAUGGCUACAGGUGAAGCAGUGACACUCCAGAGGCCUGCUUUCUUAUCACUUACUGCUGCUCCUCACCGACUGCCAUGGUCCUAAAGGCCACUAGUGCUGGGGCCCCAUGAGCAGCCCCAGAGCGCUGACAGAGCACAUGCCUGCAUGGCCGGGGCACCGCGGAUAGCCUGAGCCUGGAACUUGGUACGACAGGUCACCAUGGGGAAAGUGGACAUUUGCUGGGCUUUCCUUGUAUUCUAUGGUUUGGCAGAAUGUCUAGUGUGGAAGAUCCAGAGGCCCUGCUUGUUAGGUUUCUUUUUUGUUCCUUUUUUUCUUCCUGUGCACUCCCCUACCCUAAGAGGGAGUUGUUUCAAAUAAGACUUUAAAACAAAAACACCUCCUGAAUGAUUAAUAUGUUUAACUGUUACAGAAAAACACCUUUAAUCUAUAGAGUUGAAGUUAGUUCAGAGCACAGAGGUGAUUUUUUUUUUUAACCAGGUAAGUCACAUGCCCAUUUAACACUGUUGUCGCUGUUCUGAUCACUGGGAAGCUUUAAGAUGCUUUUCAAACAAGUGAUAGCAAAGGGAUUUGUUUUCACUCUGGAAAGGAUGGGAAUCACUACAGACGAGAGGAGAUUCCCCUCACCCUCUGGCAUCAGAAACUAUCUAUUUACUUGAGGAUGAAUUUGAGUUUUUAGCCACCAUUCCAGGAACAGGCUGGAAGCUUGACUAUCCUAAGUGGGCUCCUUCACAGUGAGCCCCAGUCAGCACCAACCUGGGGCAGGCCAGCCAGCAUGCCCUCGUCUGCCCUGGGUGCUUUCUUCACGGGAGUGCUUUUGACAUUAGCAGCUGGGCCUCCAGCAGCUGCUUCUGAGCAAGUCAUUUUAUCUAAGCAUCCACAGCUCUCCUCCCAACCCGAACCUGCCCACACUUAACUCCACCGCAUUCACCUCUCACACCCUUUGAAAGAUAAAGUACGUUGGAACCUUGAUGUCUUAAAAGAUCCUUUUCAUAUCCUUUAUCUUUUUACUAUUUGGAAAUUGUUCUGCCUUGCUGGGAGUGGUUGCUUUAGCAAGUAUUUGAGUAAGAGGUCAGAACUACUGAAACUAGAAAUCUACUAACCUCUCCUGUCCUGAGAUGUCUGUGAUACAAAUUGAGGGUCUCUGUGUCAAAAACAGCCCCAGAGAUCAUUUAUCUGGCUUUAAAGAUGUAACAGGGUUCAGGACUGCUUAGUAAAUAAGCAAACAGUAUAACUAGAUGGCUAAAUACAAAAUCCUUGGGAUUUGCUUUGUGUAAUUUUUUUAUAGUACACAUUUUAAAUUACUGCCAAUUUCAAUAGUGGUCUUAAAAAGCAAAAUGUUUAGAAAUAUUUGAAGUCUUUGGAAAACCACCAUGAAAUUUUGUAUUGGGUUUUGAUAAAAAUUCAAAAUUCAAAAUAAAUUUAAAUAUCUGUUAUAGGA
Molecule: messenger RNA, 3153 nt
Organism: Manis pentadactyla (Chinese pangolin)
Lineage: Eukaryota; Metazoa; Chordata; Mammalia; Pholidota; Manidae
Gene: TMEM43
Product: transmembrane protein 43
Exons: 12
Coding region: 148-1413 (421 amino acids)
Biological process (GO): nuclear membrane organization
Cellular component (GO): nuclear inner membrane
Source: RefSeq, a predicted model, not a curated record